Messenger RNA from Symbiodinium sp. CCMP2456, 1176 nucleotides. NCBI's taxonomy places the organism in Eukaryota, Dinophyceae, Suessiales, Symbiodiniaceae. The record is from the annotation of a GenBank genome assembly.
AUGGCGCAGAGUGCAAUUGAUUUGGGAAUUGUGAUUCUGCGCAAGGCGAGCGGCCUCGUUCGCUUUCAGGCGCAAUCUCCGAAGACCCAGAUGCUGGAGGGCAAAUGCAGCACCCGCGUGGUUCUCCUCGUCUCAGAGAUCUGUCAGCCGUUUGAGUCAGUCCCCGACGACGACGGCGAAGGAGAUGGGCAGAGCUUCACCACGCGCUUGAGCACCAAAAUCCAGGAGUUGAACACCGAAAUUGAAGCGCACCAGAAGACAAAGGACAAGAUAGAUGCAGACAAGAAAAAAGCGGCCGCCGCGGAGGAGUUUCUCCAAGCUCAGAAGUUGAAAGAUCAAGCGAGGAAGAAUGACAAGAGCCUCGCCACUCUGCAGGGGGAACGUGACAGGCUUCUCCAACAACGAGAUACUGUUUGCCUUCGGGUGCUCUCCAUCGUGAGCUCGCUCCUUCGGUGGUCGAACUCCGACCUGCGGAAGGAUCCUGCUCUCAUGGGUGCCCUGCACCAAAUCCUCCUGCCGAUGAUCGCCUUGCCUGCACUUUCCAAGGUGGCUUCUGUCCAAGGAUGGAAGUUUGAUUUCCGCUGGGCGGUUGUCGGUGAGGAAGGCCGAGGCGAGGCGGCCCGGCGUCGUUUCACGGGCCAGGCCGUCCUCAAGGCCAUCCAGGAGCUGUACGCUCCUGGGGGCGGCUCUCGAAGAGCCGCGGAUGCUUUUCUCACAGAAUUCGGCAAGAGCGAUGAUGUGGUGCUCCCUGUGAGCUUCGAGUUGCUCCGUGGCCACCUAUCGGGACAGACGCUGCCGGUGGAGGCUCAGCUUCUCCUGGCCACGGCGACCUGGCGCAGGACUCGCCGGCGGCCGCUUCACACCGGUCCUAGCGGCGAGGAGAUCUUUUCUUUUGCCGCUGCUCUGCUCCCUUCGGCUCCGGCUGCAGCUGAUCGAGUUGCACGCAGUGCCGUGGCGGCGUGGCUUCAUGAAGCUCGGUUCCCCUUGCAGGAGCUGCUUGCACAACUGGGCUCUGAGAGUUCCGAGCUGAUCCUGAUAGCGCUGGAAGCCCUCCCUGAGGAAGCAAAUGCCAAGGAGACCAAGAUCGACGCUCCUAGCACUCUCCACGGCGGCGCCAGCAGCGGUGCGGGCAAUCGCCGCUCUGUCAUCCGAAAGAAGCCUCCGCGCGGCCACUAG